Zingiber officinale is the source of this 2131-nucleotide messenger RNA. Its product is annotated as protein BONZAI 3-like. Bases 140 to 1903 code for a protein of 587 amino acids. Gene Ontology annotation, biological process: cellular response to calcium ion. Gene Ontology annotation, molecular function: calcium-dependent phospholipid binding. The transcript is spliced from 16 exons. NCBI's taxonomy places the organism in Eukaryota, Viridiplantae, Streptophyta, Magnoliopsida, Zingiberales, Zingiberaceae. The record is from RefSeq and is a predicted model, not a curated record. Gene Ontology annotation, cellular component: plasma membrane.
AUUUCACGUCGCCUCCGCUUCCCACGAUUGCAAAAAUAGCCAUAAAACAUUUCGAAAGGAAGGUUAGGAUUGAGGCGAAGGACGAGGCGCGGGUGGGGAGAGAGAGAGAGAGGCGAAACGGGAACCGGCCGAUCGAUCUAUGGGCGGGUGCUUCUCUGAUGUGAAGGGAGGGCAACAGGCGAUCGGCGCCGCGGGCCCCACCGCCUCCGUUGGGUCGGCGCGGCAGGAGGUCGACGAUGCGGUCGGCUACCUCUUCCACUCCCGCGGUCUUCGUGGUCUCUGCACCUCGCUCGAGCUAUCACUCUCUGCCUCUAGACUACAGAACCAUGAUAUUAUGUCAAAGAGCGAUCCACUAGCUGUUCUUUAUCUGAAAAGACGAGAUGGUAUGCUUGAAGAACUUGGGCGCACAGAAGUCAUAAUGAACAAUCUCAGUCCUUCUUGGAUUACUAAAUUUACCAUUAAUUAUCAGUUUGAAAUUGUUCAACACUUGGUGAUACGAGUCUAUGAUGUGGACACCAAAUAUUUCAAUAUACCUGUUAAGACUAUCAAUUUGAAUGAGCAAGAUUAUCUUGGAGAAGCUUCUUUUGCCAUGUCUGAGCUAGUGACCAAGCCCAACAGAAGUUUGACUUUAAAUCUCCAACAGAAAAAUGGGCAUCCCAAUGCACAUUCAGGAACCAUAACAAUUCAUGCCGAGGAGCCAAUUGCUUCUAGGACUGCUUUUGAGAUAACAUUCCGCUGUUCAAAGUUGGAAAAUAAGGAUGUUUUCUCCAAAAGUGAUCCAUUUUUAAUAAUAUCAAAAUUUGUGGAGAGUGGUAUCUCUAUCCCUAUAUGGAAAUCUGAAGUUAUCAACAAUGACCUAAACCCCGUCUGGAAACCUGUAACUUUAUCGAUGCAACAAUUUCUCAGCAAGGAGAAUCCCCUAAUCAUUGAGUGUUUUGAUUUCAACGACAGUGGCAAGCAUGAUCAACUAGGCUUGCUUCAGACUAGUGUGGCAGAUCUUGAGAAGCUUGCCAGAGAAAAUUGCGGUGCAAAUUUGUAUGUCCAAUCUCGUUCUGGUGCUAAGAAGAUCCUCAAGGGGCAGCUGCACGUGGAUAAUUUCAUUGAAAAAACUCAAUAUAGUUUCUUGGAUUAUAUAUCCAAUGGAUUUGAGCUUAAUUUUAUGGUUGCCAUUGAUUUUACAGCUUCAAAUGGAGAUCCAAGGCUUCCUGCUUCCUUGCAUUUUAUUGAUCCUUCUGGGCGAUUAAAUUCCUAUCAGCAAGCAAUAGUAGGAGUUGGGGAGGUUCUGCAGUUCUAUGAUUCUGAUAAACAUUUUCCUGCUUGGGGUUUUGGAGGGAGGGUAUCAUAUGGAUCAGUUUCUCAUUGUUUCAACCUAAAGGGGAGCCCCGAGGAGAGUGAGGUUUCAGGUGUUGAAGGUAUUAUGGCAGCAUAUGCAAUGGCUCUGCAUAAUGUUACUCUUGCUGGCCCAACUCUGUUUGGCCCAGUGAUCCAUAGGGCUGCAGAAAUUGCUGGUCAAUCUCUUUUGACUAGUCGAAACAAGUACUACGUAUUACUUAUCAUCACGGAUGGGGUUAUUACAGAUUUGCAGGAGACCAUCAAUGCAAUUGUAAAAGCUUCUGAUUUGCCCUUGUCAAUUCUCAUUGUUGGAGUAGGAGGUGCUGACUACAAAGAAAUGAAUAUUCUGGAUGCUGAUGAUGGAAAAAGAUUAGAAAGUUCCACAGGCAGAAUAGCUACUCGGGACAUUGUACAAUUUGUUCCUAUGCGAGAUUUGCAGGGGAAUCAGGUUUCGGUGGCUCAAUCUCUGUUGGAAGAGUUGCCCGGACAAUUUCUAUCAUACAUGAGGAGCAGGGAUAUUAAACCUAAUUUUGCUUACACUGCAGAAGCUCCUGUGUCUAUGCUCUCCUAAUGCCGUCAUGUUCUUCACAUUCUUUCGUUGCAUACGUCUUGUACAGCGUUGUUAUACAGGAUUUGCUGUUAGGCUGAAUUGGGUUAAUGUUGUGUAUGAAAUCGCUCUGUUUAGUGGUGAUGUCUACUGAUCUAACUUUUUUCUUUCCUCGGGGGAGGCGAAUUGAAUUUUCACUGAAAAAAAAGAUCGUAUAGCUGGCAUAGAUUCAGCUUCGGCCUAUUGCUUUCA